Messenger RNA from Lindgomyces ingoldianus, 852 nucleotides. RefSeq lists its product as uncharacterized. Lineage: Eukaryota; Fungi; Ascomycota; Dothideomycetes; Pleosporales; Lindgomycetaceae. The coding region runs from base 1 to 852 and encodes 283 amino acids. The transcript has 9 exons. The record is from RefSeq and is a predicted model, not a curated record.
AUGAAUACCCUCCACCUAUUUUCUUCGGCAGAUCUUCCUACAACUGAAGUUACGGGAUUGAGACAAAGAUAUCUAGUCGACCGAUCCUCCCUGGUAGAUGGGGAGAAAACAUUGACGACCCUUAGGACACGUUGGCCUCCGCUCGGCUUGCCCAACAUAACUUGUCAAACACUUGAUCCUAUGUGGGUGGCUUCGCGUCCUUUGGACUGGCGCAAACAUUACCACGGAAGAGGGAUGGCGAGGCUACAUCAAGCCUGGAGGUUCCUUUUGAAGGUCAUUGUGCUCCCGCAUAUUAGUGCGGGGAGCGUCAACAAUAUCCAAAUUCUGUUCUUAGUGGCCUCUCUGUUAUGUUUCACUUUCGACGCAGGUGAUGCUGCUGAGCGUGCUGAGGCGAAUAGCCACAUGUUCCCAUAUCUCUUCGAAGAGUACCCAGGAGUUGAAGAUAUUAAUGCGCGGGCCCCAAAAUUGGGAAUAGACGACUCGAUAUCCUCACAGGACGAUGGAGGCCGUUUCACUGCCACUCAAAGCCUUGCGAAUGGCUUCCAGAGAGCAUAUGAUCCAAGUCCUUCAAGCUCUCUUUACAUAUGGUUCAUUUUGAGCGUGAAUGAAACUUCAGACUCCCCUUCUCUACAACAGGCCAGUCUUCGGCAUGCGGCCGAGGAAUUUCUCGUAUGCCCACCGCUACUUCGCUUCCACCUAGAAUUCGCAUUAGCGACCGCAAUAUCGGGCGAGGAACCCUACCACCAUGUGGACAGACAGUUAUACAAGCUCGCAUGCUUACCAAAUUCCUGGCAUUUCUCCGAUACUGGUUAUGAACGCGCCAUAAUACUGGGCCGUCCGAACUAUUGUUGA